Molecule: messenger RNA, 506 nt
Organism: Hymenoscyphus albidus
Lineage: Eukaryota; Fungi; Ascomycota; Leotiomycetes; Helotiales; Helotiaceae
Source: the annotation of a GenBank genome assembly
AUGGUCCGCAUUAGCUUCGCUGUUGUCCUUGCUUGUAUGUUUUGGUCAUAAUUCGAUAUACAAAUUCUGGUCGCUAACAUAUUGCAGUCACUUCCGCUGUUCUAGCCGUUACCCCUAACGCAGCUGGUUCAAAGAACGUUGGUACCGGCAAGGGAGAACAGUAAGUUUUAUCCUCCAUCUGAAGAUCUACAGCAGCUGGAUACUAACCAAAUUGAUAGAUUUAUCACUGGAGGCUGUACCAGCAAUGCAGACUGCUCUUCAAAGUGCUGCGCAGGUAACCCUGAAGUGGGUGUCUGCUCUGCUGAGCCCGCUGCUUUGCAAGCUGGGAAGACUGGUUGCGGAUUUGUUGACCCUAACCCUGAAAAGACCAGUAUGUCUCUCUUCUGUUUCUCUUGCUCUCUUGCGUAUAUCUCUUAUGGUCUCAUGCUAACAUUCUUUUCUCAACAGUUGCAGCAGCAAAGGCCCAGGUCGCUAAGCAAGGUUUCCGUCGCUCUCCAGUCGCAUAA